CGCUUCUUCUUCAUCCUCUGGUUCUUCAGAAAGCAUUUGCCGCUUGCGAGGAUUUUCGAAGGCUUAACGAGCUCUUAAGAUUUCAAUCUCUUAGGCAAUCCAAGCAUGGGGCACUCUAACGUCUGGAACUCGCACCCUAAGAGCUAUGGUCCCGGCUCCCGCACCUGCCGGGUUUGCGGAAACCCUCAUGGGUUGAUCAGAAAGUACGGGCUUAUGUGCUGCAGACAAUGCUUCCGCAGCAACGCCAAGGAAAUUGGGUUCAUCAAGUACCGCUAAAUGGCCUAGUUUUCUCAGUUCCAUUAAGGGUCGAUGGAGGGAAUAUGGUUGCAGCUUUUUCAUAUAUAUAUAUAAGAAGGAACCUUGAAUUUCGAUUCUGUCUCUAGUUAGUUUUUUUUUUUCUUUUUUCUGGAAUCUUCAGUUGAUUGUUGAACUUAGACUACAACAAUGUUUAUUGAUUUUGAAGAUUUAAGUUAGUGUUUUUCAUUCAGCA
Messenger RNA from Cucurbita moschata (crookneck pumpkin), 490 nucleotides. Its product is annotated as 40S ribosomal protein S29. Gene Ontology annotation, biological process: translation. The transcript is spliced from 3 exons. The record is from RefSeq and is a predicted model, not a curated record. Gene Ontology annotation, cellular component: ribosome; cytosolic small ribosomal subunit. NCBI's taxonomy places the organism in Eukaryota, Viridiplantae, Streptophyta, Magnoliopsida, Cucurbitales, Cucurbitaceae. Gene Ontology annotation, molecular function: zinc ion binding; structural constituent of ribosome. The coding region runs from base 106 to 276 and encodes 56 amino acids.